Cheilinus undulatus (humphead wrasse) is the source of this 5240-nucleotide messenger RNA. RefSeq names its product brevican (gene bcan). Lineage: Eukaryota; Metazoa; Chordata; Actinopteri; Labriformes; Labridae. Gene Ontology annotation, molecular function: hyaluronic acid binding. The record is from RefSeq and is a predicted model, not a curated record. Bases 116 to 3874 code for a protein of 1252 amino acids. The transcript has 15 exons. Gene Ontology annotation, biological process: cell adhesion.
GCGGCUCAGAGAGAAGAGAUCGGAGGCUGCUGAAGGACUUUAGGGUGAAAAACAGAGAAAAAGAUCGAGCUGCACACGCCUGGAGGCUGCACGGAUACGGAGAAGAACAAUCAAAAUGAACCUGGACGUGUCUCACCCUCUGCUGCUGUGUGCCAUCUGUCUGCUCGUCCUGCCGGCGUCCUCCACCUCCCUCCUGGAGUCAGAUGAUUCAAAGCUCCUCCAGGUGACCAUCCCGGCCUCCCCUCCUGUGAUCGCUGUGCUUGGUGGCUCUCUAACGUUACCCUGCCUUGUUUCCCUGGCUCACCCGCCGCCAUCGCCCUCCACAAUCGGUCGCCACCGCGUGCUAUCUCUGCCUCGAGUCAAAUGGAGCGUCCUGACUCACGGUAAAGAGACGGAGAUCCUGGUUGCCCGUGGGGACAGGGUCAGGGUCAGUGAGGCCUACAAAGAGCGAGCCUCGCUACUCAACUACGCCUACUCCCCCGCUGACCUUACCCUGCGGUUGGAGAGCCUGAGGCACAACGACACCGGAUUCUACCGCUGCGAGGUGCAGCAGGGGCUGGAGGAUGCCGAUGAUGUGGUUCAGGUCAAAAUCAAAGGUGUGGUCUUCCACUAUCGUGAUGCUUCCAGUCGAUAUGCCUUCACCUUCGAGCGGGCCAAAGAGGCUUGUGAGGAGAUCGGGGCUGAAAUCGCCACUCCAGAGCAACUUUUAGCCGCCUAUCACAGCGGGUACGAGCAGUGUGAUGCCGGCUGGCUCUCAGACCACUCAGUGAGAUAUCCCAUCCAGAUGCCCAGAGAGGGCUGCUUUGGGGACAUGGAUGGCAUGCCAGGAGUGAGGAAUUAUGGGCUGCUAGAGCCGGAUGAGCUAUAUGAUGUCUACUGCUAUGUGGAGAAUAUAGAAGGUGAGGUGUUCCAUGGCUCCGCCCCCCAGCGUUUCACCUUCUGGGAGGCUAAAGCAUACUGCCUGAGUCACGGGGCCGAGCUGGCCACCACAGCUCAGCUGUACGCGGCCUGGAACGACGGGCUGAACCUCUGCAGCCCGGGCUGGCUGGCAGACGGCAGCGUGCGCUACCCCAUAGUCACCCCAAGAGAGCGCUGUGGAGGAGGGGCACCAGGGGUCAGGACGGUCUAUCGCUACAGCAACCAGACGGGCUUCCUGGAGGAGAACAGUCGACAUGACGUCUACUGCUUCAGAGGCGACAGUAGCGCUUACACAGAAUCCCCUCAGGAGUUUCUUGUCACCGAGCCAGAGGACAUCGGCCAGGACGUUUUCUUAACUAAUCAUGCGGGGGAGGAGUUCAGCCUGAACGAGGGGACAGAGAAGGGGGGCGAAGACGUCCAACACGCUCAGACAGUCAGUCCUCUAAAGCAGGGCCCUCUGGAGGCUCAGCCUGUUACUCUUGGUUAUGAAGAGAAACAGACGCUGACGGUGGACCUUCAUCGGUCUGUCACUCCUACGGCCGAGCACCAGGAGGAGGUCAUAGAGAAGGCAAGCUAUCCUGAAUCUUAUCAGCCAGCGCCUGAAGAAAUCACAGACACGGAUCAUGCCGAGGUCCAUGAACUCACAACAAUCCCACCAUCAGCUGAUGGUGAAACGACUCUCCAUGAAGAUGCCACCUUACCUUCUACUGAUGCAACGACCACAGAGGAUGGAGGCAUCACAGAGCAUCAUACUUCCAUGACUGAGAGCCUGGAUAAUACAACAUCUGAUCCCUACGAACACCACGACAGCUCGACUGUGGUCCCCCAAGACGGAGAUCUUCCUGUUCUCCAAGAAGACCACACCCCAGACGUCCACCUGGCCCAUGACAUGGAGAACGCCACCUCUCAGGAUGUUUCUGUGCAGACAGAAGAGACUUCAGCUGGUACCAGUGAGGAGGUAUCGGUGCUGACUACACCACCACACACUGAUGAAACAGACGGACACUUCUCCACAACACUGGUACCUUUUGACAACAGUACACCCGAGAAUCAUCCAACAGAAGACGAGUCCACCGAGGAGACAACAAGUCCAGCUGUGGAUGAAGAGACACAUGGUACUGUGACUCAAAGUUUGGUGGGUUUGGACACGUCAGCCACCGCUGAACUAGAUCAUAUGACUGAUUCAGGUUUUGGUCCCACACAAGAGCACACAGAUGUCACCACACACUCAUCUGUCCCCAUCUAUCAUGGUGAAGAUGAUUUCAACAUCACUUCAGAGGAAGCAGCAGCUGAUAAUUCAACCGAGCAGAGUCUAAAUCCUGCAGAGAUCCUAACAGAGGUCCUCACAGUCACAUACGACUCAGACUCGUCUGAUCCGGUCACAUUAUUGACCUCUUCUGUUCCUGUAACACUCUCCCCGCCUGCUGUGGAGGUUGAAGCCAGCUCCCCAGAGAUUUUAACCUUCAUAAGUAAUUGUUCAUCUGGAGCCGACCCGCUGGAGGACAUGCAGGACAAACUUGAUCAGGAUGGAUUGGGAGAAAACCCAGAAAUACUUCUCUGCACGUCCCAAAAUAACACAGACACCAACCAGGAAGAGAGAGAGAGAGAACAAGGAGUCAGAGAGGGAUCAGGGGAAUCAUCCGGAGAGGACCAAGAGGUUACACCAAACCCGACACUCUCAAUAGGAGCUGAGGGUGAUGACGGAGCGGACUCUUCUCCUGAAUCAGAGGUCAAAAUCACCCUGAUCCCUCACCCGACACUCACACCUGGCUGGGAACCAGAGACAUCCACGUCCACGCUGCAGGAGUCUCGCUCAGAUCGGGAAUACAGCGCAGAGCCGCCUGUCAAUCUGGAAUCUGAUGAUGCAUCCAAGGAGCAUGAUGGCGAGGGUGAGGGCACGACCAGCAGCAACCAUGAUCAUGUCUCAGAGGGUGGGGAUGGAGAGACCAGCACAGACGAGCCUCCUGCUAAAGUCUGCACGUGGCGUCCGGAUGAGGAGGAAACCAUCAGUCAGACGCUGAGCGCUGAUGUUCCAGACACCGAUCCCACCAUGAACCCUGAGUAUUCUCACAGAGAACAGACGGCCAUGGCUGCCUCUCGGCCUGAUGUUAAAGUGUCAGCUGCCAAACAAGGAAGCUCUGCAGACUCGUGUCUGGAGAACCCGUGUUUAAACGGAGGAACAUGUGUCGACGGAGAAUCGCGGAGCUGUGUUUGCCUCUCCGGUUAUGUAGGAGACUUCUGUGAGACAGACCUAGAGGUCUGUGAACCCGGCUGGGAGAAGUUUCAGGGUUUCUGUUAUCAUCACUUCACCAUGAGGCAGAGCUGGGAGGCAGCGGAGCAGCACUGUCGCAUGUGUGGAGGACAUCUUCUCUCCGUUAUGACCCCUGAGGAGCAGGACUACAUCAACGAAAAAUAUAAAGAGUACCAGUGGAUCGGACUGAACGACAGAACCAUCGAGGGAGACUUCCGCUGGUCAGACGGGAACCCUCUGCUCUAUGAGAACUGGUACAGAGGCCAGCCCGACAGCUACUUCUUAUCUGGCGAGGACUGUGCCGUCAUGGUGUGGCACGACGGCGGACGCUGGAGCGACGUUCCCUGUAACUAUCACCUCUCCUACACCUGCAAGAAGGGCAUGUCCUCCUGUGGUGAACCCCCCACUGUUCCCAAUGCUAAAGUGUUUGGAAAGAAGCGGUCCCGCUAUGAGACCAACACUAAGGUGCGGUACUACUGUGAGGACGGUUUCAUCCAGAAACUGAAGCCUGUGAUCACCUGCCUGCCUGGCGGCCAAUGGGAAGAGCCUCUGAUUACCUGCAUGCCGACUCAUUCAGUGGAAGACAGCUCGGUUACUCCUCUUCCUGACCAGCAGGGGGCGGCGGUGGAGGCUGCAGAGGUGAUGGAAGCCAUGAGCCCGACCACAGAGAAAGCAGCUCCUCUUUUCUGGGAAAUUAAGUUUUAGUUAGUUGAUCUAAAUAUGAUUUUUAUUGUUGGACUUUGACAAGCUUUAGGUGAAUUUGGUACGGAAGCCCAGAGAGGUGAGGGAAAAAUCCAUUAAUCCUUUAUUCUUUUGUUUUUUUAUGAUUUAAAAGCAGGCAAAUAAAAUAAGCCAUUACAACCAUCCUUAGUUCUGAUAGUUUUUAAAUAUUUCUGACUUUUAAUCCAGCUUGUAAAGCAGACAUUCUAACCAGGCAAUUUGCAAAACUGUCUUUAGCAAAGUACAUUUACAUCCCGUUCAGUUAAACAGCCGCUGCAGUGCACAGGUGUCUGAAAGUUCACCAUCAGGUGAGGAGAUGUUGAUUGCCAGUGAUUAUCUGCAGCUGGGACGCCUAACGAGCUGCAGGCGUGACCGUCCACGAGUGAUGGAGCUGAAUUGAAACUUGAGUGGGCGUGGCUAAAGUUUUACCCAUUUUUACUCCUCAAAUUUUCCUGUGCAGCAGAAGAAACAGCAGCUGUGGACGCAGGUCUUAAUCACUCUGCCAGCACGUCUUUUUGACCAUAAAUGCUUUAAGUGUGAGCUAGUCUGAAGUUACAGGGUGUUAUGAAAUAACCAUUUAGAAAGAAUGAAGGAUUUUUUUGGUCAUUUGUCUCCCUGGGCAGAAAAACAACCACUAACGUUGCUCUAAAUAUCCUUGGAGUUGUAUCGCACACACAGAAUCGGAGCAUCAUUAAAAUACUACAGUUUAAUUCCACAUCCACUUUCAUUGUUGGAUUUAAAAUCAUCCUGACUGGAUAUAAAAACAGUCCAGUUUGUUACAGACAAGUCGUAAGAUCGUCAUCUGCUUUUAAGAGGACAUUUUCAUGUGAAAUAGGCAAUAACAGAUCUGAAAUCUCCUGCAGAUUAACCCUAAACCGUCUCAGUUCUUUGGAGAGAUUCAUUCAUCAACAUCAACACCAGAAAACUCAGAUAAAUAAGAGUCUUAUCUGUUGAAUAAACCAAAUUAAAUGCAGGCUAAACCAGUACUUUAGGUAGAAUAUUGUUUUAAGGAUAAAGGAUGAUGUUCCAGCAAUAAUCUGGAGUUUUAAGGCAGUGGUUCUCAACUGGUGGGUAGGGACCCAAAGAUGGGUCCUGACAGUAAAGUAAAAAGUGUCUAUGAAAUGCUUUUAAAAUGCUUUUUUUUUAAAUGUAUUUUGAACCUCCUGAGGUCCAGCCUGCACAGUUUUUCAUUCAUUUAAAGCCACAGUGAUUCAGUAAAGACCCUGUAAAAUGAAAAUAAAUCUGUAUUUGUGUUUUUAGUAUGAUAGAUCACUGGGUUAUCAACCUCCAGGUCAAAUUUCAGUCAAAUAAACCAUCUCUAAGUUUAUAAAAUUAAGCUUCAAAAUCUUGA